Messenger RNA from Nylanderia fulva, 785 nucleotides. RefSeq names its product nucleoside diphosphate kinase 6, mitochondrial. Gene Ontology annotation, biological process: GTP biosynthetic process; UTP biosynthetic process; CTP biosynthetic process. Gene Ontology annotation, molecular function: nucleoside diphosphate kinase activity. Lineage: Eukaryota; Metazoa; Arthropoda; Insecta; Hymenoptera; Formicidae. The record is from RefSeq and is a predicted model, not a curated record.
CAGAGUAGUAGUAGUAGUACGAGUCGUCGUUGUGAAUCGACCGUCUUCACUGUAAUUAUGAAUGGGCACAUGUGUAUACGUCAACCACGUGGUACCACAUCUCUGUAUCCAUCGAUAAUGGCGAUACCGUGACGACUUUCCGCAUUCGCAAAUGACUCGAAGAAUGUUGAUAUGCAAUCGAAGAAAUAUCUGCAGUUAACAUUGGCGAUACUUAAGCCACACAUAGUCAAAUCUCCUUUCGCUCUUCAGAAGAUUCGUGAUUUAAUAAUCGACAAUAAUUUCAAAGUUGUCAGAUCGCGCAGGGUGACGAUGCCACGCGAGGAGGCCGAGCUGUUUUAUAAGGAGCACAGAGACAAGUUCUUUUACAAUCGUCUUGUGACUUUUAUGUGCAGCGGCCCAUCCGACAUUCAUAUCCUGGCUGCCCAUGAUGCUGUCGCAAAGUGGCGACAGUUGAUGGGUCCUACUAAGUCCUAUCAAGCCCAAUAUAAUGCACCGGACACCAUCAGAGGCACGUUUGGUCUGUCGGAUACUAGGAAUGCAACACAUGGAUCUGAUUCAACAGAAUCAGCCGAAAGAGAGAUUGCAAUAUUCUUUAAAGACUUUGAUACGAAGAAGUGGUAUGACAGCGAAGAGAUAUUUUUUAAUUUUGGAAGAUUGCAUUUUGAUCCAAUAUCCUUCGUCCAUACUAUUGACAAGAGUUACUUAGAAAAGCAGAAUGAACAUAUUGAAGAAUAGUCAGUAUUGUUAAUUUAUUAAAUAAAAUAUAUUACUUAUUUUUAUAAUAA